AUGUAUGAUGGGAUUGUGGGAGGGGGUGAGGUAGGGGGAUGGGGGGGGUAUUUUGGGGGGUGUGAGGUUGGGUGGGUAGUGGGUGGGUGGGGAAUGGGGGGAUUGUUGGAAAAGGGGGAGAGGGGGGGGGGGGGUGAGGGGUGGGUGGGGGUGGGGGGGUUUGGGGGGGGGGGGGUGGGGUGUGGGUGGGGGUGUUUGGGGUUAGGGGUGGAUGGGGGGGGGGGGGGGGGUGAUAUGGUGGGUGGGUUGGGGGGUGUAUGUGUGGGGGGGGGUUGGGGUGGGAUAGGUGGUGGUUUUUGGGGUGGUUUUGUGGGGGGGGGGGGUGGGGUUGUUGAAUUUUGUGGGUUAUGA
Molecule: messenger RNA, 351 nt
Organism: Knipowitschia caucasica
Lineage: Eukaryota; Metazoa; Chordata; Actinopteri; Gobiiformes; Gobiidae
Source: the annotation of a GenBank genome assembly